Molecule: messenger RNA, 1788 nt
Organism: Capsella rubella
Lineage: Eukaryota; Viridiplantae; Streptophyta; Magnoliopsida; Brassicales; Brassicaceae
Product: protein ACCELERATED CELL DEATH 6
Exons: 5
Coding region: 1-1788 (595 amino acids)
Cellular component (GO): plasma membrane
Molecular function (GO): protein phosphatase regulator activity; protein phosphatase 1 binding
Source: RefSeq, a predicted model, not a curated record
AUGAGAUGGACUGUCCCCGAGUUCCUUACCAAUCUCAGACUGUCGGAUCUUUACAACCACCCUGGUGAAUCCGUGCCAAUGAAUCCGGAGGUCUUCAGCGCAACGAGAGCAGGGAACAAAGAAUUCCUAGUGAAGCUGAGAAGCCAUGGAACACCGGUGGCAUGUCUCAAAAAUGAUAAAGGAGAUUCCAUGCUACACAUUGCUGCAGGUUUAGGUCAUCUUGAACUCGUGGAGAAUAUUAUCUCUGAAUGCCCAUCUCUUCUUUUGGAGCCAAACUGGAAUGAUCAGAUCCCACUCCAUGCUGCUGCUCGUGCUGGUCGUUUAGCUGUUGUUAAGACUCUUGUUUCAUCAAUAGCAUAUUUUUCAGCUAGGUUGUCUUCUGAAGAAGAGAGGGGAAGAUUUAAUUUAUAUGUCCUUAAGGACAUAGAUGGAGAUACUCCUCUGCACGCAUCACUGAAGGGGCCUCAUCUGGAGACCGCUCUCUGCUUGGUAAAUGCGAACAAGCAUGAGUCAUUUCUUGAGAAUAAUGAAGGAUUAUCUCCCUUGUAUAUGGCUGUAGAAGCUGGAGGUCUAGCCAUUGUGAAAGCAAUGUUGGAAGGUCUUGGGAAUAACGUCCAAGGCCAAAUUUCUAACUUAGCCUCAAAGAUAGAAGGGAGGAAAUGGCUUGUGCACGCAGCUAUGAAGGCAAAGAAUAUAGAUGUUAUUGAUGCCAUUCUCAACAAAGAGCCGAGUCUUGUUAAUGAACGAGAUGAAGAAGGACGGACUUGCCUUUCAUUUGGAGCAUAUGUAGGGUAUAAUCAAGGAGUAUGCAACCUGUUAGACCGAUCAACUUCAAGCGUCUUUGAAUGCAACGAUGAUGGUUCCUUUCCAAUCCAUAUUUCAGUAGAGAAAGGUCAUGUGGAUGUUGUAAAAGAGAUUCUAAAACGUUGUCCGGAUUCGAUAGAGCUGCUUAACAAAAAGGGUCAAAACAUCCUUCACAUUGCAGCCAAGAGUGGGAAAGCUAGAUCUUUGCUUUUAAAGUAUAUAAAGAGACUUUCUCUUGAUAAUAAGAAGAAUCAUCUACUCGAAGAGCAAGACGAGGAUGGAAAUACACCUCUGCAUCUGGCCACCAUAAAUUGGCGUGCCCGAAAUGCUAGAGAUCUUACUAGGUUUUCUUCAAACGCCGACAAAGUCCUAAAGAUAAAAAACAGAGAUGGCUUGAGAGCACUUGACAUUGCAGAGUUAAAUCUGCAAUCCAACUACAUCUUCCGGGAGAGAAUGACUUUGAUGGUCUUGUUAUGCGCUUACAAACCAAGCGAUUAUGAAAAGAUACCCAGUAGUGGGAUGACACUAAGAAGCAGAUCAGAGGUUAUAGAUGUUAACAAAUACAAAGACCGUGUCAACGCACUUUUACUGGUGGCAACUCUCGUAGCGACUGUUACAUUUGCUGCCGGUGUUGCAAUACCUGGAGGCUUCAACAGUUCUGGUCCAGACUUUGGGAUGCCAAAUUUGACUGACGAUCCCAACUUCAUCCUCUUUUUGGUAGCUAACAACGUAGCAAUGCUAAGCUCUCUUGUAGCAAUAGUUGCUCUUAUCUGGGCCCAAAUGGGGGAUCCAGAACUCGUUCACAGAGCCUUUCAGACGGCCUUGCCAUCACUGUCCUUGGCUUUAUCCUCCAUGGCGGUCGCAUUCUAUUUUAUCAUGCGUGCUAUAACAAUAGAUCCUUGUGUCCGGAUUCUAUUGCGUUUUGUUGAUGAAGACGAUACUGAAACGCAUCAAACCUCUGGCUCUGGUCAAACCUCUGUGUGA